Fraxinus pennsylvanica is the source of this 435-nucleotide messenger RNA. The record is from the annotation of a GenBank genome assembly. Lineage: Eukaryota; Viridiplantae; Streptophyta; Magnoliopsida; Lamiales; Oleaceae.
AUGGGUUCAGGAGGAUCCAGUAUCGUGGUCCCUCGGAAUUUCCGAUUGCUAGAGGAGCUUGAACAUGGAGAAAAGGGGAUUGGAGAUGGUACAGUAAGUUAUGGAAUGGAUGAUGGAGACGACCUUUACAUGCGAUCCUGGACUGGCACCAUAAUAGGUCCUCAUAACUCUGUACAUGAAGGACGAAUAUAUCAGUUGAAGUUAUUCUGUGACAAAGAUUAUCCAGAGAAGCCACCAAGUGUUCGUUUCCAUUCUCGGAUUAACUUGACUUGCAUCAACCAUGAAACUGGAGUGGUGGAAUCAAAGAAGUUUCCACUUUUAGCAAAUUGGCAACGAGAGUACACAAUGGAAAACAUACUGACACAGCUGAAGAAAGAGAUGGCGGCUCCACACAACCUUAAGCUGGUUCAGCCUCCCGAAGGAACCUAUUUUUAG